Molecule: messenger RNA, 1272 nt
Organism: Trametes versicolor FP-101664 SS1
Lineage: Eukaryota; Fungi; Basidiomycota; Agaricomycetes; Polyporales; Polyporaceae
Exons: 4
Coding region: 214-1194 (326 amino acids)
Source: RefSeq, a predicted model, not a curated record
GGAAUUUGUCGGAUCUGCCACGAUUCCGGUCUGCUGAACAGCCAUGAGCUUUUGAUCGCUUCGGUUAUCUUUGCGCCUGUGGAAUGCCUAAAAGCUGGUCUGCAAUGCUCACUCUCAUGAUCGCCGCUCUCUGCAUUCGCCCACCGUGAUCAACGCUUUCGUCUUGCUUGACACCCUUGGCUAUUGGUACGCGAACCUCCUGGAUACCUGGAGAUGUCUGAUCUAGGAUGGAACAUCUGGGGUGUCGUGGGCGGCGUCAUCGGAACUAUCCUAGCGGUGGUUCCGCUCUUCCUCGUCUGGUUGCGCGUCCGAUUGCCAUCGAAGAAACUCCCUAGUCUACUCGCUGUUCUAGAGGACACGAAAGAGCUCUUUGCAAAAGCGGUCCGCGCAGGUGCUCUCGCGGACGUGCAGGAGAUCCAGCAGAUUGAGUUCAGCAUAGCGACCGCGUCCGUACACGUGGACGAAUUUCGCGCGACGGUCUACGCGGCAACGUCGUACUGGCAAAAUGUCAAAAAUUGGUGGAACGGUCUCUCGUCCAGAAUGGUGGACUUGUACGAAGCGCUGAACGUCGUCCGUGUCCGGCUGGUCAAACUGAACUCCUGCGAACGAAAGAUGCUGAAGGAGUUGGAUGCUGGAUAUUCAUCAUGUCCAGAUGUCCCCGACCAUACCCUAUUGCCCCCUCCGGAGUAUACCUCUGAGCCGCCUGUUACGCAUCUCUCGCCACCCCCCUCAACUGGGAUUGAAGACCAGCCCCCUCUUCGUUCCACGUCUCCAGGGCCUUCGCUAGCGUCCCUUCUCCGCAACGCCGAUAUUCCUGGAGACGCCCUAGAGGAGACGCUCCCGUCCUGCUCUCGUCCUACAUACCACGUCGUAUCGGACCCGGAUCUGCAGAGCUUGCUCUCCCUCGCUGCCGCCCAGCUUCUGCUACGCCACGAACAACGCAAGCGCCAACGAACGCAAGACCAGGACUCGCACCGUCCCAGUCGGCAGGCUCGCGGUCCUGGCUCCGCCUCGUUCCCAGGCCGACGCGCUAGGCGGACGCGUGGUGGGGCACUCGCGCGUCUUGUGCGACACGCAUACGGCGUCCAGCACGUCGAUGUCAACGGGGGCGCACAAAACGCCGACAUCGACCCGGAGUCAUUGGAGUUGUUACCCCAGGGCGAGGCAGACGACGGGGAGUGGCAGGAUGAAUGAAGCGCGACUUUUCCCAACUUCGUCGACGCAGUCUGUCUUGUUCGUUGUGUUCUGUGUUGGCCCUGAAUCCACCCUUUC